CGGACCGCCACGCCGUGGCUUUCGUUCGUCUCCACGCCCCUCUCAUUCUCCCACCCACAUCCUCUCCCUCCUCUUCGCCUCUCUCUCUCUGCACGCCUCCACUCCGCGUGGUCUUCCGUUCGGCGGUGGUUAACCUCGCAGAGAGGCAGCAGACGACCGCAGCAGCGCCAGAAGCUAGCCAUGACCGCGGCCGUCGACGGGGAGGCCUGCGCGGUGGUCGCGGCGGCCGCCGACAUCAUCUGCUCUCUCCGUGGCGCGGACCUCGCCGGCUGGACCCCGCCGUGGCGCAAGCACGAGCCCGCCGCCUGCGACGGCGGACAGGAGAAGAGCGGUUGCGGCGGCGGCGGCGGCGACGACGUCGACGAGCGCGACCUGGCCUGGCCGGCGGUGGCGCGCGGGAAGCGCUCGCGGUCGUCCCGGCGCGAGUCCCCGUCGGCCUCGGCCUCCGCCGCCUCCGCGGACGCGAAGAAGGAGGAGAAGAAGAAGAAGAAGGCGAGGCGCGGCGCCCGCGGCAGCCCCGCGUCGCCCAUGGACUACAGCGGCGGGUCUGGGUCCGGGUCCGGUGCGUCCACCAGCGGCGGCGAGGACGGCGCCUUCUGCUCCCAGCCAGAGCCACCACCAGCGUUCCCGCCGGCCGCCACCGCCGCCGUCGCCGCCGUGUGCCAGCAGCUCGCGGCGCCCGCCGCACCCGCGCCUCCGCCCCCCAGCAAGGUGGGUGGCGUCGCCGGACGGCGGACGAUCCUCCCGGUGCCACCACCUCGGCCGGCCGGACAGCGGGCGCGGAAGAAGAUGAGGCUCCCGGAGAUCCAGCAGAUGGUGCGGUCGCUGUCGGUGGAGAACGAUGCCCUCCGCAAGGAGAUGAAGGCGUUGCAGAGGGCAUGCGCGGCGCUGUCCCAAGAAAACGGCAAGCUAGAGACAAGGCUGGAUCAGUCCACUUCCCGAAACAAGGUAAUCUCCGUGGAGAACAAGGGGAAGAAGCCACAAGCUGAGCAUCAGCACACAGCUGAGCAGGAAGCUCCGAACGGUUUCGUUCUCCCUGACCUCAACCUCCCGGCAGACGUCUGAUACAUGGCUGAAUUUGUUGGUGGCCACAAUCUUCAGAUCGAAUUAGCACGCUAACCUGAUAAUUAACUGUACAUAGAGGAAGCUGGGCCAGAAGGGGGUUCUGAAUGAUCACACUUGCCAGAAGGAUACUGAAGGAGAACGGAGAUUAUCUUUGUUUCAUAAGUUGUUGACACUUAGGGUUUAGAGCCGUCUGUAAUCCUCCCGACUGAAUAAUGUUGUUUUAUGUUCAGAGCGGUGGAUCGGUUUUACGUUUACCUGACGUUUUUCUGAUAAGGUUCUUUAGUAGUGCCCCGCGCAUCAGUGUGGAUGCAUGCGCAGUGGGUUAUAUAUGUAUUUUCAGGUAGUUCAAGCUUCGAAAUGAACCCAUGAUGUAGCUUUGUUUCAUCUAAACAUAAUAUAAUAUAGUUAAAACUGCUGAAGCUCUUCUUUUUA
Molecule: messenger RNA, 1497 nt
Organism: Sorghum bicolor (sorghum)
Lineage: Eukaryota; Viridiplantae; Streptophyta; Magnoliopsida; Poales; Poaceae
Product: formin-like protein 4
Exons: 5
Coding region: 181-1065 (294 amino acids)
Source: RefSeq, a predicted model, not a curated record